Messenger RNA from Limulus polyphemus (Atlantic horseshoe crab), 4925 nucleotides. Its product is annotated as basic leucine zipper and W2 domain-containing protein 2-like. NCBI's taxonomy places the organism in Eukaryota, Metazoa, Arthropoda, Merostomata, Xiphosura, Limulidae. The transcript is spliced from 13 exons. Gene Ontology annotation, molecular function: protein binding. The coding region runs from base 114 to 1373 and encodes 419 amino acids. The record is from RefSeq and is a predicted model, not a curated record. Gene Ontology annotation, cellular component: membrane; cytoplasm.
UUUUUAAACGUGCACGUCAUCGAAGAAUGAGGAAUUAAGCUUGUCCGCUAGGUGGAGAAAUUUGUGAAAUUGGUAACUGUGAAAAACUGUUCAGGGACAACACCUGCAUUUGUAUGAAUCAGAAAACAGAAAAGCCGACACUAUCAGGUCAACGCCUAAAAACCAGGAAAAGAGAUGAAAAGGAGAAAUACGAUCCUUCAGGAUUCAGGGAUGCAAUUUUGCAAGGUCUUAAUGAAGCUGGACAUAAUUUAGAUGCUGUUUAUAAGUUUCUGGAUACAGCUGGGUAUAAACUUGAUUACAGGCGUUACGGAGAAGUUCUAUUUGAUAUACUACUUGCUGGUGGUCAUCUAGCUCCAGGUGGUACUAUUGUUACUGACGUUGAUUCAAGUAAGCCCCUGCGGACAGAUGUUUGUGUAUUUUCUGCAGGGAAUGACCUUGACUCAGUAAAAGGUUAUGCUCAGCUUAUUACAAAAUUGAUUCGACGGUACAAGUAUCUGGAGAAGACACUAGAGGAUGAAUUCAAAAAGGUGCUUGUCUUCCUAAAGGCAUUUUCUCCCAGUGAGAGGACCAAACUUGCCAAUGUUACCUCUAUUUUGGUUGGGAAUGGCCUAAUCCCUAGUCUGGUAUUGACUAGUUGUCUACAAGAUCACCUGGUCAAAGAAGGUAUUGCUCUUGAGUUUUUGCUGAAUUUUUUUAAGACCUGGCUAGCAGAGAAGGAUGCUCCUACUCUCUGGACAGCUUUACGUAAAGCUCCUUUGGAGUCCAGACUUAUGGACUUUUUCCCAACAAGUCGACGUACACCAGAGAUCUUUUCUGAAACUUUUGAUAACCAUGGUUUAAGCUCUCUCCUCGAAUAUCUGAAAGCCCACCAAAGUACUUCUGUAAAGAAGGAUUUGCAACAACAGGUUGCCCCUCUUCUGAGAAAUGAUGCUUCCACAAAGGAGAUUCUGUUCUUAUUGAAAGACUACCAGAGUAAGCACAAUCUGCCUGAAAAUGAACUAGCAGUCUUGGUUUGGAAGACACUAAUGGCUGCAGUUGAGUGGAAUAAGAAAGAAGAACUGGUUGCAGAUCAAGCUUUAAGACAUUUGAAGAAGUACAGUGCCCUGCUGGAAGCUUUCACUCAAAGUGGGAAGGCACAGCUGUCUUUGCUUGUCAAAAUUCAAGAGUAUUGCUAUACCAAUAUGAACUUCAUGAAUGUUUUCAGAAAGAUUGUUGUCCUUCUCUACAAAACUGAUGUACUGAGUGAAGACAUAAUUUUGAAAUGGUACAAGGAAGCCCAUUCUUCUAAGGGCAAAAUGGUUUUCUUAGAACAAAUGAAGAAAUUUGUUGAAUGGCUUCAGAAUGCUGAAGAGGAAUCUGAAGAAGAUGACUAGAAGUGACUCAUCUUUGUGAUGGUGAUAUCUUCUUUCCUCAAUUCCUAACAACCCUACUGCCACUGGGGAAGGGGGGGGGGGCUCAGAUCAUCUAUUAAAAUAAAAAGUCACUUGGCAACCAGGUGAUGUUUUCCUAGGCAGAAAGAAGCAUUCUUUCUGCUGUUUUUAUUUUACAUUUGAAACUGUGUAUGUAGGAAAGACCAAAGUAGUUUUAUGCUUUUAAUACUAUUUAAAAUGAAGUUUGUAUCAAAAUAUUUUUGUAAGGUGGCUCUGAACAUAUUGCUGAUUAUAAGUAAAUGGCAUAAUUACAUUUAAUUCCAUUGUGUACAAGAAAUUUUGGCUCAAUAGUUAAGAAAAAAAAAUCUGAGAUGAGAUUAAAAUAAAGUAUGAAAAAAACUAAAGCAUCACAAAGUGUACGUGAUGCUUAUUUUGAAGUCUUUUUAUUUUCAUAUGGUGGUAUUAUAUCAUGUUUUUAUAAUGAAUUGGCUAUGUGUGGUUUUGGUGUUCAAGGGUUUUUUAAUCAGAAAAGUGUCAUUAAUGUGAACAAAUAACUGUUAGAAAUAAUUUUGAAAUAAUUUAUGCACAUUGUACUUUCAGUAUUUAAAGCAACCUAAACCAGAAAUUACAGGUCUUACAAAUGUCAGUAAUAACUUUAGAAAUGUGAAAGGUUUUUCAUGUUGCUCUUUAUUCUAUGAUCCAAAUGAUUUUUGGUUGGUUAUUUUAAUGAAAUAUUUGAUUUCCUCUAGAAUGAAAAUGAUAAGUUCUAUGCUCAACAAAAUGUUUUACCACUUAUAUGACAAAUAUAUUAAGCAGGACACUUUUCAAUUUGUAAUUGAUUUUACUCGUAUUUAUAACAAAGAGCACUGUUUGAACCUGAUUUUUGUUCAUGUUUUCACGUUGAAUUUUGAUCUUUGUCAUGGUUAGUAAUCUGUACUAUCGCCUAAUACUAAUUAUUCAGUAGUUACUUUAUGUAUUACAUUCCAAUUACUCUAUAUCAUACCUUUUAGCUGCUAAUGUGUUACUGCUGUCUAUUUGUGGUGGAAGAUGCUGGAAUUCUUUUCUGAUUAUUUUUGUUAUAAAUGCUGCUGUGCUAUCUACUCGACUGAAGAUAUAAAAUAAUUAUUAUCUAGUAAUAAUAAAACAUGAGUUACAAGGUAAUUAACUCGUUAAUUAUACUAACCAUGACAACAGUUGAUAUUCAAUCACAUGACCUUACUGUAACUCAAACUUAAUUUGUACAUCAUUAAUAAUAGUCUAGUUGCUUAACAUACCUCAUUUCUACAUAAUCUGAUGACUGUUAGUCAUAGGAGCACUAUCUGUAUCCUAUUAUUAAUAUCUAACUUCACUGUGACUCUCAUGAUUGUUAGUCAGAGCAACAACAUUUAUAUGUAAGCUAUUUUUUCUCAUGUUCUCUAUAAAGAAUUUGAAACAUACUUUAAUGUAUGACAAAAUUACAUUUGCCAUGCACAUUAUCAUGUAUAAGCAAUGAGAUGGGUUCAUCAAUAAGAUCAUUAUAAAUAAUAGAAGAAUUAGGCUUAAGUGAGUAAGAAUAUUAAAAAUAUAUUACAACCUCACUGUAAUUAAAUUAUAAAAUGAAUGUUACAGAAAGUUACUUGUUUUUCAGAAGAAUAUAUAAACUUGAUACAUAUAUUUCCUACAGAUUCAACAAUGUAAUACUAAGCUUUUUCUCUCUUUUUUUAUACUGAGAUCUCCAGCUUUGCUGUCAUUUCUACAUAAUCUGAUGACUGUUAGUCAUAGGAGCACUAUCUGUAUCCUAUUAUUAAUAUCUAACCUAACUGUGACUCUCAUGAUUGUUAGUCAGAGCAACACUAGUCUUUAUCCUACUAUUAUUAUCAGCCCUCAUUCUCAUGACUGCUAGCCAUAGCAGCUGUAUCCUGUAUCUUAAUAUCAAUAUAUACCCUCACUCUCAUUACUGUUAGCCACAGCAGCUCUCUUCUGUAUUCUACUAUCAAUAUCUACUCUCACUCUCAUUACUGUUAGCCACAGCAGCUCUAUCCUGUAUCCUACUAUCAAUAUCUACCCUCACUCUCAUGACUGUUGGUCAUAGCUACAUUUUUUUCAUGUAGUAAACACCUACUCUCACUUUAAUAACUCUCAGUUAUAGUAACACUUGUGUUUCCUACCACAAACAGCCACUCACACUGUAAUGACUGUUUGUCACAGCACUUUCUAUUUUUUCUAUGUAGUAAACACCUACUCUUACUUUAAUAACUCUCAGUUAUAGUAACACUUCUAUUUUGUACUGUGAAAAUCCACUCUGACUCUCAUGCAUGUUGAUCAGAGCUACACUUCUGUGUGUUUACCAUGAACACCUACCCUCACUUUAAUAAUUGUCAGUCAUAGCAGUGCUUGUGUUUCCUACUGUGAAUGUCCACUCUUACUCUAAUGGCUGUCGGUCACAGCACUUUUCUGGUUUUUAAUGUGAAUUAUUGUGUAUGUGAUUCUCAUAGAAGUUAUUAUUUGGUGUGUGUCUUCAGUAGACAAUUUAAGAAUUAACAAAUUCAGGCUUGCUUUAGUAAAUUUUAAUGUGAGCACUAUAAUUAGCUCAAACUCAGGGCAACAACGUUUUGUCAUUUUGAAAGUUUUAGAAAUAAACUGCAUAUAUCAUUCCUUGUUUUGUAUCUUUCGGAUACAAAGCUGUUGUGUAUGCUCUCAGGAUAGCAUGUAGUCAUAAAAUAUUACAUUGGAACCAUUAAUACGUUCUUUCAUCAGUUAAGUGUAUUGUCCUUUUACUAUUAGUCCUUGUGUUGUGACUACAACUUUCAACCAUAUGCUUGUCAGUUGGUUUUGUAUUGAGCUACAAAUCUCUCAAGUUUUCAGCCUUUCAAACCAUAUUCUGUACACUGACUGUUAUGGUUGUUAAAUUUGUCUUUAUAAGGAAUAAAUUGUCUUUGUUUUUUUCAGCCAUGUUCUUCACCUCAGUCGAGUUAAACUUACCCCAGGAAAUUUUCUAUGCUGUUUUCUUUCUUUUACUGUUAUUAGCUUACACUUUCACCUUCAAAAAAUAUAAGCAGAUAGUUUGACCCACAUUUUCUAUUAUGAACUUGGCUGUUAGAUUUACUUAUUAUGACAUUAGAUUUUAUUUAACAUAAAUAUUUCCUUUUUUAUACACACACUUUGAAGUAUCUUAUGGGUUUGUAUGUGGAUUAAAAUAUACAUUUUAUGAGAUUUUUUUCUUGAAAACUUUUCUCUUUUUCAUCACCAGUUGAUUCUCCAGCCUCAGUCAUACACAUUGUAUGUUUUUGGUAUGCUUUUUAUGUGUAUUUUAUUGAUAUUUAGGUUGUUAAUUUUUCCAUUGAAUCAAUUGAUACUUGAUAUCUUUACCACACCAAUAAAUUUGCUAUUAAGCAUAAUUUAUUUUAAUAACAUUAUUUUUCAUAAAAGCAAUAUCUUUUGUAAUAUUAUUUAAAGAGGGAUCUCUGAUAUGGAUGAUGGUACCAGAUUUACUGAACAUUCUUCCAUAUUCAAUAUUUUUUCACAUGUAACCCUAUUCCAUUUUAGCCAUAAUAAAAUUUUUACUUUGUGUGCUAA